This is a messenger RNA of Cucumis sativus (cucumber), 1241 nucleotides long. Its product is annotated as sm-like protein LSM4. Gene Ontology annotation, molecular function: U6 snRNA binding. Bases 386 to 835 code for a protein of 149 amino acids. The record is from RefSeq and is a predicted model, not a curated record. Gene Ontology annotation, cellular component: U6 snRNP; spliceosomal tri-snRNP complex; P-body. The transcript is spliced from 8 exons. Gene Ontology annotation, biological process: spliceosomal snRNP assembly; P-body assembly; nuclear-transcribed mRNA catabolic process. NCBI's taxonomy places the organism in Eukaryota, Viridiplantae, Streptophyta, Magnoliopsida, Cucurbitales, Cucurbitaceae.
AUAAAUAACUCAUAGUCGCACCUCUUCUUCCCUGAACACCCUCUUCGUCUUUGACCUCGCAUAAUCGCACGUCUCCUUCAACCCUCUCCGCCUCGGCACCUUCGCCUUGGCCCCCUCCGCCAGUAGCCUCUCCGCCUCUAUAUCAACCUCUUCCUCAAUCUCUUGAUAUAGAGGCUCUCUCUCCAAAUUCCCUUUAUCUUGUGUGAUUCAUCCGCGACACCUUCCCCGUCCUUCUCCUCUCCUUCAUCCUUCUUACCUUUGCGUCUUCAUCUUCUUCUCCGGCGAAGGCACAAGUGACAGCGAGCGUUUUGCACACCAGAAGCAGUUUCUUUUCCCUUUCGUCAAGGUAGUAUCUGCUUCUAGUGUCUGCUUCAUAUUUUUAAAGAUGCUUCCUCUUUCCCUCCUAAAGACUGCUCAAGGACACCCAAUGUUGGUGGAAUUAAAAAAUGGUGAAACUUACAACGGCCAUUUGGUUAAUUGUGACACAUGGAUGAACAUUCAUCUUCGGGAAGUCAUCUGUACUUCUAAAGACGGUGAUCGGUUUUGGCGAAUGCCUGAAUGUUACAUCCGUGGUAAUACAAUCAAGUAUUUGCGAGUUCCAGAUGAGGUUAUUGACAAAGUUCAGGAAGAAACCAAAAGCCGUGCAGAUAGGAAACCUCUGGGUGUAGGGCGUGGAAGAGGAAGAGGGCGCGAGGAUGGUCCUGGUGUCAGACCAGCUAAAGGAAUGGGGCGAGGCUUUGAUGAUGGUGCAAAAGCUGCUUCUGGCGGCCGUGGAAAGGGUGGCCCUGGUGGGAAACCUGGUGCCAACAGAGUUGGAGGCAGGGGACGAGGUUGAUCAGAUUGAUAUCGGUAACAGAUGAAAUGGACUAACUGCAUAUGCAAGCUCUGCCCAGUUUUCACGUCGGCAGCCGUGUGUUUUCUGUUUUAUGCAUUUUCUUUUGGUCUGGAUUCCUGAGUGAAUAUUUGUGCGGUUUUAGUGCCAGACCUCUGCGAAAGUUGUGAACUAGACAAACGGGUUCAUUUUAAUUAAUGGUGUAAUUGAUUUGCAAAAUUGUUUCAUAGUUUUGGGGAUUGGAAUGUAGAUAGAGUUUCAAGUUUCCAGAUGUUUUCUAUUGGCUUGGAGAGGCUGUCAUAAAUUUAGCUACACAAUUAUCUGGAAGUUAAACUACGAUCAAAAUCUCGAGUACUGUGUUGAUUUAUCGGUACUUUGAGUAUAUAGAGGUUCAUUCUGAUUAUCUUAA